AUGGGGAAAGAGGAGUGCAAAACAAUGCUGGACGCUUUGAACAAAGUGACCGCCUGCUACAGGCAUUUGGUCAUCGCCCUGGGAAGCACCUCGGACUCGCAGAACCUGCGGGAGGAGCUGAAGAGGACCCGCAAAAAGGCCCAGGAGCUGGCUGUGGCCAACAGGACUAAACUGACCUCUCUGCUCAAAGACAAGACCAUCAGCAAAGAGGACCGGGCCGAGUACGAGCGCCUAUGGGUGCUUUUCUCGAGCAGUAUGGAGCUCCUGGAGGUGGACAUGAAAAGGUCCCUGGAGAUAGGACAGGAUUUCCCCCUCAAGGUGCCGACGAGACACCUCAUCCAGACCGGGAUGACCGGGAGCACCACCGGCGUGGCGUCCCGGGCUAUGAGCGUGCAGAACAUGAAGUACGAGGCGGACAGCAACAUCGACACGGCGGACCUCAGGGACCUGCAGUCCGAGAUCACCCAGGUGAGCCAGAUGAUGGAGGAAAUGGAGAUGAAGGUGCAGGUGGCGCCGUGGGCCGUCGAGGCGAAGCAGGAGGCAGGAGCGGAACUCAAGUCCAACAUGAGCGUGGGAAAUUCCUCCGUGGGUGUCAUCUCCAUCUGCGAAGAGGAGCCGAAAGAAGAAGAAAGUGGAGGCAACAGGGAUGCUGGUUUUGCGUCGAUCUGCGCCGUGGUUGGAUUCUUUGUCAUCGUUACUGUCGCUGUAGUUCUAGGAUAUUUGGUCGUCAACAUGUCCUGA
Messenger RNA from Toxotes jaculatrix (banded archerfish), 741 nucleotides. Its product is annotated as regulator of G-protein signaling 9-binding protein. Gene Ontology annotation, biological process: G protein-coupled receptor signaling pathway; detection of light stimulus involved in visual perception. The record is from RefSeq and is a predicted model, not a curated record. The coding region runs from base 1 to 741 and encodes 246 amino acids. Gene Ontology annotation, cellular component: photoreceptor outer segment; neuron projection. NCBI's taxonomy places the organism in Eukaryota, Metazoa, Chordata, Actinopteri, Toxotidae. The transcript has a single exon.